Cryptococcus wingfieldii CBS 7118 is the source of this 3342-nucleotide messenger RNA. RefSeq lists its product as hypothetical. The transcript has 2 exons. The record is from RefSeq and is a predicted model, not a curated record. Bases 1 to 3342 code for a protein of 1113 amino acids. NCBI's taxonomy places the organism in Eukaryota, Fungi, Basidiomycota, Tremellomycetes, Tremellales, Cryptococcaceae.
AUGCCUCACCGCCGGCCCAUCCACACCCCCCACCGCCUCCCCUCACCCCUCCCCACACCCCCCGCCCUGCUGCCCCAUUCCACCUUCACCUUCAUCGCCUCAUGGCAGGGCCAGCUCCUCGUAUGCACCCUCGUCCUGUGCUUGGGCGCCGUGUACUUUUUUGUGAGGGCGCCUGUGGGGGCGUGGGGGGUGCGGCGCCGGGAGGAGGUUGCGCGGAGGAGGGAGAGGGAGUUGAUGGAGAUGGACCGUCAUGGGGGACGAGAGACGGAGGGGGAGAAGGAGAGGGUCAGGACGGGGUCGGUCUCGGCGCUGCUGAGCACGGGAGGGGAGAAGGACGACGACGCGACGCCCAUACCAAAGAACGCCAAAGAACGCGGGCGCGAACGGCGCAAAGACCUCAAAAAGCACAAGACCCUCCUCCCCCGCGCUCCCAACUCUGCCCAAGAAGAUACGAGCGCAGGCGAGUCGAGUGCGCCCCCGUCUGCUGCGAGGUCGCCCCUUGGAGCGGGUGCGGAUCUCCCGGCGGGGGGCCCGGGUGGACCCGAGUUUGAGCCGAGGGCUGUGCGCGCUGCCGGCGAUGGCGGCGAAGGCGAAGGCGAGGUAGAAGCGGCGGGGGAAGGAGUGGGAGAGAAGAGGCACCCGCCGCCACCACCCAUUAUCCUUCCUCUCCCCGACUCGGACCAAGAUGGCGAGCGGAUAGCCAUCUCCCCUCCUUCCCAACCCCCCGUAUCUCACCUGCAACCAUCCUCGGCCGAACCCUCCCCCUCAGACCCCCAGGAAAAAGAGAAAGAGCAGGCAUACAAAAAAUCUGAAGGGUUCUCCAUCAUACCCGACAACCUCCCCGCCUCGCUCCUCGCUCCCCUGUCACAGAGUAAGAAGAAGAAGAAACGGACCAAGAAAGCGUCUGGCUUGCCCUUGGGAAGAGGGGGAGGUUUGAGCGCGGGGGGAAGUGGGGAGGGGGAGGAAGAGGGGAAGGGGAGUAGUGAGAUGAGCAGGGGAGGGAGCGAGGUCGAAGAUUAUUCCACGCGAUCGUCUUCACCCAACCAACCGUCUUGCUCCCUCGCCGAAUCAUCCCAACGCCAACGCCAACCCCAACCUCUCCAAACACAACCAACCCCCGACUCUGAAUCGCUGCAUCUCCUACAACUCUUGGCGGCUAGAGACGCUACGAUCGAAAACCUGCGCGCCGAAGUGGGCGUCGCCAAAGCAGAGGAAGCGAAAAAAAGCGACGAGCUCGACCGUGCGCGGACGAACGAAGGGCGUCUGAAGGGGGAGAUGGAAAAAGUGAGACGGUCUGUGAGCGGGGAUGGUGAAGGCGGUGGAGGAGGGAGGAAGGAAGGGAAAGACGCGAGGCGACGUGAACACGACUGGCAGACUCGGUAUUCGUCUUUGCAGAAACAGUAUACGACCGCCCUCUCCCGUCUUGCGCAAUACGAAUCUCUCCUGCGCGACCACCCGCCUCCUCCUCCUCCUCCUCCUUCGACCCAGUUUUCAUUCCCGCCCAACAACCUCCCGCCGGCGUCGCCGAUGGGACUGCACUAUCCGACGACGCCGUUGGGCGCGCCUGCGCCGUAUUCCCCCGGCAGGAGUUUGAGUUUUGCGGGUGGUGCGCAGGGUGGGGGGAUGGGGAUGGGGAUGGGGAUGGGGAUGGGGUACCCGAGUCUGAGUCCGGGGAUGUAUCCUUCCCCGAUGUUGGCUGUCUAUUCUGCCCAAUCCCAAUCUCAAUCCCAAUGGCAGGGGCAGGGGCAGGGGCAGAACCCGUCCGGCCAUCCGAGUCCGGCACCGUCGUUUCGCCGUGCAUCGUCGGGUAUGAACCUGUUCAACUCGCCUUCCCACCCUCACCCUCACGCGCAGUCGCAUUCGCCAUUCGUGAGCGGUAUCAACGGCCACAUGAACGGCGGCCACGGUACCCCCACUCCCACUCCCCACCCGAACCCAAACCCGAACCCGAACGGCGACCACCGCCAAGACCGCCAAGACCGGCUGGACCGCGCCGACCGCGCCGACCGGGGCGAAACGGCAGGCUCAGGAGACGACGUCCGCCUCGCCGCCCUAGCGGGGCCUCUCACCCCGGGGAUGGGAGGCGGGUUUGAUAUGUCCAUGUCUUCUUUCGGCCUUGGUCUUGGAGCUGGCGGCGGAGUGGGCGGAUCGACGGGUGUUAUGCCGAUGGGGCAGGCGUCUCGUCCGGGGUCUGCGAGGAGGACUUCUCAGGUGACGUCGCCGUCGUCGCCGCCUUCUUCUUCUUCCCGCCCGCGAUCGAACCCCAACCCUCCUACGCACUCCCACUCUUAUAGUCAAACAAACGGGAACGGUUUCGGUCUCGCCUCUCCCUCUCCAUCUACCGACUCUCAGCAUCGUCAGAACCUCCCACUCCCUGAAGACGCAUCGGCCUCCCCACGAGCGCGGGGGGCGGGGGCGGGGGCGGGGGCGGGGGCGGGUAUGCACCACCUCGAUAUCGGAGGCGGAGGCGGAGGCGGAGGAGGGGGCGGGCUGGCUGAGAGGAGGAGGUUGAGUGUGGAAAGUAGUGUUUUGAAGAAGAAGAAGGAGAAGGCUGCGCCGCUUGAGGCUUUGGCUGCCGCUGCUGUUGGUUCGAAUUCGGCUUUUGCGUUGGAUGAGGAUGGGAAGGAUGGAUCGUUGAACGGUGAUGCUGGUGAGACGCGAGGGCAAUCGGAAGGGGAAGGGGAAGGGGAAGAUAGGGAAGGAGAAGAGAAGGAGGAAGAAGAAGAAGGAGGAGGAUCUGUUUCAGGCUCCCCCUCUGCGUCUGGUUCAGCGAGUCUAUCAGCGUCAGUAUCGGCAUCGGCAUCAGCGAGUUUAUCAGCGAGCAUGACGGGGAGCGGGAGCCUGUCGAAUCCGCUUUCGAGCGUGGGGGAGUGUAUAACGCUUGAGGCUUUGCCUGGGGGGGAAGGAGGGGAAGGAGGGGGAGAGGGAGAGGGAGAGGGAGAGGGGAAGAUGAGGUUGGCAUCGCCUGUACAUCUGCAGCCUGUGUUGGCUGUAUCGCCUUCUUCCCCUCCCCCGGCAAACUCUACCCUGGCGUCCGCCUUGCCCUCGCCGACAUCGUCGAAACAUUCGAGGGCGCACUCGCAUGAUCGGUCUGUCGAAUCUCUGCAGCAGCCCCGGCGCAGCUCUGCAUCUCACAUCUUUGACGCUAGUGCAAGUGCAAAUGCAAGUGCGAGUGCGAGUGCGAGUGCGAGUGUGAGUGCAAGACAAGGACAGGGGGAGCGACCCCGGCAGGACAGGAAGCGGAGCGAGGUGUUUGUGGGUGAACCGAUCUUUGCGAGUUUGGCGCAUACGCCGGAGCAGGUGGAGGAGAUGAGAAGGAUGAGGGGUGUUGUUGCCGAGUAG